Molecule: messenger RNA, 1864 nt
Organism: Frankliniella occidentalis (western flower thrips)
Lineage: Eukaryota; Metazoa; Arthropoda; Insecta; Thysanoptera; Thripidae
Gene: Sil1
Product: nucleotide exchange factor SIL1
Exons: 6
Coding region: 142-1743 (533 amino acids)
Source: RefSeq, a predicted model, not a curated record
ACGCGGCCAGCAGAAGCAGAAAGCACGAGAGAGUGAGAGGGUCAACGAAAACAUAACCACCGGUGCCCACUUAUUUACCUACCCAUACACAGGCAAUUGUGCAUUUUGACUUUCUAUUUCUAUUUCAUUUGUUUAACAAAAAUGAUUUGGAGGACGAGUUUGUAUGCCAGUUUUGUUGUUGUGGCGGUGCUCUGUGGAGAACCAAGCACCACGACGACGAAUUCAGAACAUGAAGAAAAGAGCGAUCCCGACAAAUUUGUACCUACCUCAGAAUGGCAAAAGGUGGCCAAGGGCCAGCCUUUACCAGCUGGUCUUCAUUACAGAUUGAAUAUUUACACUGGUGACACAGAAGUGAAACUUCUUGAUACCUCUAAGUCCUCUGAGACUGGUGAUUCUAAAACUGAUUUGCUGGUUGUGGAAUCGUAUGAAACUGAUGAAAGCUCCACGGAGACUCUGUAUAUGAGCAAAGAUGAGUUAAAAAAGGUUUUGGCAGAUGUCACUGCUGACGAUGCAAUCCAAGAAACCAUCGACUCCGACAAGCAGGAAAGUGUGAAGAAGAAAUUCCGCUCUUAUGAAGAUUUGAAAGAGGAAUUCGGGUCACUGAACCUUACUGUUAAAACUGAUAUGGAAAUACUUGGUGACCUUGUUGGAAAGGCAAAGGAUAUUUUCAAUACCAGCAAUGAUGAAGAGGACAUUGUGACCAUAUUAAAGGAUCUAGAAUACCUUGUUCAUCAAAUUGACAAUGCAAGAGAAUUUGUAAGACUUGGCGGCUUGACAAAUAUUAUUAUACCAGCUUUGAACUCAUCAUCUCCUGCUGUUCGAGCCAAAUCUCUGUGGCUCCUAGGAUCAGCAUCACAGAGUAACCCAAAGGUACAAAUUGCCGUUUUGCAUGCGGGUAUCAUGUCUAAACUGGUUAAGGCAUCAAUACUGGAUUCUGAUGUAACAGUACAAGCACGAUCUAUUUAUGCCCUCUCUUGCCUCACCAGACAAUUUCCUGCUGCUCAGGCAAAACUAAUUGAGGAAGGAGGACUUUCAUCUUUCAGUAAUAUAAUCGACAAUGAACGUUCAUCUGAUUUGAAGACUAAGAUAAGAGUAAUUACAUUAAUAAAUGAUUUGCUUCUGGAAAGAAAAUAUGUUAAAAAGGCUGUGGAAGAAUUUGAACAUUUGGACUUGUCAAAGGAAGGUGAUGCAGUAAAAAAAAUACAGCAGCAUAAACAGCGGGAACUAAAAGAAAAACUACGACAGUAUGAUGCUAUGAAUUUAGAGACGCGUAUUGUUGAAGAUGGAUGGUGCCACAGAUUAUCAGACUUUUUAGGGAAAUUGUAUGAAAGUGAGUGGAAUGCUGGGCGAACACAGAGAAGGGAUGAUCUGGGCUCAGUUAUGUCAAAAGAUCUACCGUAUAGGCCUGAACAUGAUGCCAUAGAGAAGGUUUUGAAUACAUUGCUUGUAGUGAAAAAUUUAUGUUCCACUGAGUUUCAAAAUGACUUAAAACUGGCAAAAGUGCUCGAAUUUUUUUUAUCGUGGUACAAAGUUUUAAGUAAUCGUGAAGAGGUGCUGAGAAAGAAAGCUCUUAAAACUGAGUGUGUGGAUUCAGAUGAAAAGUGUCUGCAAGAAGUUGAUUUUGAAAGUGCAUUAGAUAGUAGUGAAAUGUAUUACACUACCAUUGCUGAAUCAUUACAGACACUUAUAAGUUUCAUUCAAAGAAAUAAUAUAAGUACCAGUGGUACCAGAGAUGAGUUGUGAUGAGUAUUAAAUUGAAUUUGGCUGUAUUGUGAUAUAUUUUCUAUGUGUUAAUUAUUAAUUACUGUUAAAUAAUGUGUUAUAAUGUGUUACUAGUGAUAGUAAAGACUUUCACACUGUUAAA